AUGUAUUCAAUUCAGGCAGUCGCUCUUUUCUUCACUCUUGUUUCAGUGUGUAGCUCUCAACAGUCGGGACCUGUGAGGUCUCCGUUCCCUUCAAUUUCUGGUUUCCGUAACACAACCAGUGUCCCUAUAUCGACGUUCAUCUCUAUCACCCCAACACCAGUGUCCUCAUCAGUCGCCGCAACAUCUUCAGCCCCGGCAACCGUGACCGUAAGCAAUGGCGAGACUGUCGCCGUUGCAGCCGGCGUAGUCGUUGUCGGUGCUGGCAUAGGCGGCUUUUUCACUGUCAACGGUGUUACGACGCCUAUCGCAGGAGGCGCAUCUGUUGUCGCCGGAUCGUCGGCUGCGAACCCGGGUGACCCGAGCAAUCCGGAUGAUCCAGACAAACCAAAGUCUAACGACGGCGACAUUGCGACGAACUCGGGGCCAGCAUCUGUGCCAGCCUCGUCCGCACCGCCGGUUAGCGCGACCAGUUCAGAUAUCCCCUUUUCGAGCACAUCGUCGUCCGCAGUCCCAACAGGCACAGGUGUGGACUACAUGAUCUUUGCCAAGGAAAACACCGUCAAAGCGGACGCCGACGGCUUCGGCAACACCCUGGCAGGUCUGGUUGGUGCAGAUAACAUAGACAACAUUGUGAAUGAUGCCGGCGUUCCCUAUGCCUGGCGUGCAAACCUCACCCCCGAUCAACUUGAGAAGGUCAAGAACGACCGCGUAAUCGCCGGGACGGACAUCAAUGACCCUCUGACACGCGAUGACGACCCGCCGGCUGGAGCCCAACCGUCGGCCACUCAGCAGAAGCGAGCCGAAGUCACGCAGACACCGAUCGCCAAGAACGACAUCUUUGACCUCCGUGUGCUUUCGACGCCGCCAAGGGAGAAGGAAGCACUUCCCAACUAUCGAUAUGACGACUUCGCCGGCCAGGGUAUUACCAUCUAUGUGGUUGAUACCGGCCCGUUCGACUUGCAGCAUGAAGAGUUCAGGGCGCCCAGCCCCGACAUCACCCGCCGGGAGUUGAACGUUGCCAGGAACAAGAAGUUCACGCUGGAAGAUACUCAGCACGGGACGUGUGUCGCUUCCAAGACUGUCGGCGGAACGACCGGGGCUGCAAAGCGCGCGAAUCUAGUCGGAGUGCGUAUUGACUUCACCGAGUUCGGUCUACUUCGCGGUCUCCAGUCCGCCGCCAAUGAGAUCAAGCAAAAGGGCCUGAAAGGUAAGGCCGUCGUCACAACGUCCAUUCUCAUGAGGGCGCCCGACGCCAUCUAUACGACCUCAUUCCGCAGCGUCAUGAGGUCCUUCGUCGCCUUGGACGUUCCUAUUGUCGCGGCAGCCGGAAACAAGUUCUUGGACGGCCUGACCGAGCCCGACAAGUUGCCGGCAUCGAUGGCGAAGGAUUUCCCCGUCAUCGUGGUAGGCAACGCAGGGAGGGAUUUCAAAAUAGCCCCGAAAAGCCAGCGCGGUAAUCUCGUGACGACGUAUGCCAUCGGUGCGGACAUCAAGUGCGCGGAUCCUCUCGACCUGAAUGGUCUCGCGACAGAUUCAGGUACUUCGUUCGCCGCACCCCAGGUUGCUGGUAUGGUGGCAUACUGGAUGUCACACCCAGAGUUUGCUGGCGACUUGGCGGCAGGCAAGGUGGCCGAGACGCUCCGCAACAUGACGGGUGCCCUUUCGUACCCCCGCGUUGCCGAGACGGGAUACCCUCCCAUCGCCUGGAACGGGCACGACCUGGCCGAAUCGUGUUCCAUCCCGAACAGUGGAACCGGGAGAAGAGCUAAGCGCGCUAUGAGGCGUGACCUCGGCCAGGCGUGUUCGUAUGCGCCCACCUCUGUCGCUUCAGCCGCCCCGACAGCCUCAGCCCCGGCCGGCAACGCCCCGCCGUCGGGGAGCGACGUGCCUACGGCGACGACAACCUCAGUCACGGAGACGGCAACUGCUGGACCGACAACGUGUAACUUGUGCGGUGCCAUGCUCGACAGUGGCAAUGCAGGCAAUCUGGGAGGACAGGUUGGCUGCGACGGCGCUGAGUACGCCCGGAGCUCGUGCGAAGCUAAUGCCGACUGCAAAUCCUGGGCUUACGGCAAUGAGGACCGGGGGACAUACACCAUUCCUGUCUGUCUUCUAUUCACAGAAUCGGCAACGCAAAUCGUCAGCCAGGCUCCGCCAGACCCCGAGGGUAAAUGCCCUUUCAGAUACCACGAUAAGGCAUGCCCUAGAAAGAGAAGCACCAUUGAAAAAAAAGACCCCACACCAGACCCUAAGGACAAGAAUCCAGAGUUUGAACCGGCUCUGAAUCCGUCUACAUUGGGGACUGGUACCAACCCAUUGGGGCAGACUACACGCAGCUCCCAACGACCAAGAACAAAAUACUCAAUCUCUGAAGCCUCUACGCCGCCACAGACCAACGGUAUCCUAUCCAACUUCUUCUACGAGAAUACUGCUGGCAAGGGAAUCACGAUGUACAGUAGCGACUACAUGAUCUCCCUCCAAGAGUGGUAUAUUGCCGCUGCUCGUCCCUCGAAUACCGAUGGUGUUGCAGGCCGAACAGUCCGAGUCAUCGCAUAUACCGCACAGUCCGCCAAUAAUUUUCCCAGUAGGCGUUGUCGGCUCAACCAGCAGAGGGCUCGAGAAGUUCUGGUGCAGUCAACGGGGCAACCUCCUCAUCACCUGGGUUGCAGGCGAGAGUGUGAGGUGCUCAAGUUCUACCUAACUCGCCGGGCUGAAGUUCGAGACCGGCGGUACGGUUACCGCUACGGCGACUUCCCCUGCCGACGACAGCUUCCGUAUGCUCGCACGGCGCCUUUCAAUGUCGCUGUCUAG
Molecule: messenger RNA, 2811 nt
Organism: Colletotrichum gloeosporioides
Lineage: Eukaryota; Fungi; Ascomycota; Sordariomycetes; Glomerellales; Glomerellaceae
Product: Subtilisin-like protease 1
Exons: 4
Coding region: 1-2811 (936 amino acids)
Biological process (GO): proteolysis
Molecular function (GO): serine-type endopeptidase activity
Source: RefSeq, a predicted model, not a curated record